GGAGGGAACCCCCACUCAUCUUCUACUUUGAGGGCUUCUCUUGCAUGAAGGUAUAAAGGAAAAAUUGUCUUUCCUCCCACAAACUGAAGAACACAUAUGUAAAUCCUUGCUUUUCCUGGUGAGGCAGGGGAGGCCAUAGCCACAAUGCUUAACUGCAUGCAUCCACCAUGGGGCUGGUUUUAACCCAGAGCUCUGACCUAAACUGCUCAGCUCCCGGAAAUUCCAAGGAACCCUGUGGCCUUAGUCCUUCAGGUGGAACAGCGUGCGACAUGGGAAAGAAAACCAAGAGGACAGCUGACAGUUCUUCUUCAGAGGAUGAGGAGGAAUAUGUCGUGGAAAAGGUGUUAGACAGGCGUGUGGUUAAAGGGCAAGUGGAAUAUCUGUUGAAGUGGAAAGGCUUUUCUGAGGAGCACAAUACCUGGGAACCGGAGAAAAACUUGGAUUGUCCUGAGCUAAUUUCUGAGUUUAUGAAAAAGUAUAAGAAGAUGAAAGAGAAUGAAAAUAACAAACCCAGAGAGAAGUCAGAAGGUAACAAGAGGAAAUCCAAUUUCUCAAACAGUGCUGAUGAUAUCAAAUCCAAAAAAAAGAGAGAGAGUAAUGAUAUUGCCCGGGGCUUUGAGAGAGGACUGGAGCCAGAGAAGAUCAUUGGUGCGACAGAUUCCUGUGGUGAUUUAAUGUUCCUAAUGAAAUGGAAAGACACAGAUGAAGCAGACCUGGUUCUCGCAAAAGAAGCAAAUGUGAAAUGUCCACAGAUUGUGAUAGCAUUUUAUGAAGAGAGACUGACGUGGCAUGCCUAUCCUGAGGAUGCAGAAAACAAAGAGAAAGAGUCUGCGAAGAGUUAAAGCUUUGUAUAUAACACACUCACUUUCCUGCCCCUCUAUCCUCAACGCAUCCAUAAAACACCGUGCUUAUCACUGUGCUCCACAGGAGACAUGUUGGUGUUGGUUCUCUUGUAACAUAAUGAUGGUCUGAUUCAUAUGUGUAGCUCUGUGAAGACCAGGCAUUUACAUAUCAUGUGUAAUUCCCAGUUUUUUCCUUUGCCCUCACCUUUUCCUUCUGCUCCCUGCGACCUCAAGAUCAAUUUUAACUUUUAAUCAUUUUAGAGUCUUGAUCUUUUAGGGUUGGUUGCUUUUUAGGUUGGGGGAUUUUAUUACAAUGGUUACAAAUUUUGUUUUCUUGAUUUGAUUAUUAGAACAUAUUGGUGACCAGCUGGCCAUUGUUUUGAUGUAUCGGGUGAAAAGGAGGUUGCCCGUCUUUUACAAAGCCAGUAGCAAUGGCCUAACUUGAGCCUUUCCCAACCUCAUAAUAGCUCUACCCAAGAGAAUACAGGGUCUCUGGUGUGGUCUUCUGGACCACCCUUGCUUAUUCUCACCUAUCUUCCCUGAGUAACUCCAUCCUUUUGAAGACUUGGAACUCUACAUUGAAAUUUGUCAAGACACUCCAUUUAGCCCUAGGACUUUUGGCGUUAUUAGCAAUCCCUGAUUCUGCGUUUGUAAGUUGUCAUAACAAUGGGAUUGUUAAGUGUGGAGAGUCUAAGCUGUAGUGUGGGGUGAGGGAGUGCAGCAGGGUACAGCUGUCUUAGUUGUCACUUGUGGUUUGUAUGUAUUUGUUUCCUCCCAUCCCUCAUAUUUAGACUAUAUUUAUGUAGGUGUGAGUGAUGGCCUGGUGCUUGUUUGUGCCAAGGUGCUAGGCACCCUCCAACUUUGCCAACUUUUAUGGCCUCCCAAAGCAUUCUUGUUACCAAAGAGGCUUCAGACUCGACUCAGUCUCACUGGACCCUGCUUCCUCUCCGUGCUGCCAUGGUCAGUGGGACAUUCUUGGAGGGAAGAAUUCCACUGGUUGCAGUAUGAAGUUUCGUAUUCGUGGCAGUAGUACUUCAAAGCUUCCUACUUUUGUGGCUCAUAUUUGCCACCAAGAGUCCCUGAAGGAUUAAUGCACUUCCUUUUUUCCAUCCCAGACUUGUAGUGUUAUCUAAUUUUUAAAAACCACAUUUUCAUGUAAGACUGCCACCUCAGAAAGUGACAGGCCCUGGUAUUAGCAUAUUGACAGCAAUCUUCUCUUCCCUACCCAACAGACUCCUUCCCAUUUGGUCUUCUCUUGCUGUGCUAUUAUAUUUCAAGGUUUUUCUGACCACAGUGUCUGAUUUUGCUCCCCAUGAAAUGCCCAAUUUUACUUAUUCUUUUUUUGUAGUAAAGGGGGCUACAGAAUCAAGACUAAAAAUAAAGUAAUAGUUGAUUUUUUUGAGUAUUCUUGUCCCGGCCCUAAAGCUGAGACAAAAAAAAAAAAGAAAAGAAAAGAAAGAGAGAAACAUAACUGCCAGUAGCAUCGAGCAUUUCUGGUUUAUUCAUAGUAA
This is a messenger RNA of Jaculus jaculus (lesser Egyptian jerboa), 2353 nucleotides long. RefSeq names its product chromobox 5 (gene Cbx5). Gene Ontology annotation, molecular function: chromatin binding. The transcript is spliced from 5 exons. The record is from RefSeq and is a predicted model, not a curated record. Gene Ontology annotation, cellular component: nucleus; pericentric heterochromatin. Lineage: Eukaryota; Metazoa; Chordata; Mammalia; Rodentia; Dipodidae. Gene Ontology annotation, biological process: negative regulation of transcription by RNA polymerase II; chromatin organization. The coding region runs from base 168 to 842 and encodes 224 amino acids.